This is a messenger RNA of Rhagoletis zephyria (snowberry fruit fly), 1106 nucleotides long. It is a transcript of the gene mRpL2, whose product is annotated as mitochondrial ribosomal protein L2. Gene Ontology annotation, biological process: mitochondrial translation. Gene Ontology annotation, cellular component: ribosome; mitochondrial large ribosomal subunit. The record is from RefSeq and is a predicted model, not a curated record. Gene Ontology annotation, molecular function: RNA binding; structural constituent of ribosome. NCBI's taxonomy places the organism in Eukaryota, Metazoa, Arthropoda, Insecta, Diptera, Tephritidae.
GGCCAACGACCAUUCGAUAGUAGAAAAAAGUAGCACCAUUCGAUAGUAUCGAUAGUACCAUCGAUAGUUUUACAGCUCUAGUGGAUAUACGGCAAAUUUGUUAGUUUAUUGAUAUUAUAUAAAAAAUGAAUAACUUAACGCGUUUAUUGGCAAAUUGUGCAUUGAAUGCUACUCGCUAUCAGCUGCCCAACAAUACUGCCUGUAUAACGUAUGCUAAGCUGGUGCGGGGCAAGUGCAAAGUGGUAGAGAAACCUAAGCCGGGCGCUGGCCAACAAUUUCGGCGAGUAGUACACUACCCGAAGGAAUACACCGUAGAACCACUCAAAAUUACUCACUUGGCAGGACGUGACCCGGUCACUGGUAGGGUGGUUGCAAAGGGUAUAGGCGGCGGUAUAAAGCAGAAAUACCAUUGGGUGAAGUGGGUGCGUGAUGGGCCAGCUGAAGGACCGCCACAAGAAGAGCGGGUCCUUGAGAUAAUCGAUGAUGGCUGUCGUACCGCAAAGGUAGCACUUGUAGGCGUAGGAGAUGAGCUUAAAUAUAUACUUGCGACCGAAAAUAUGAAAAAAGGCGAUAUAAUAAAAACAUCGCGGUUCAUACCCAGAAUACCAGUGCGGCCAAAUGAAGGUGACGCCUAUCCACUUGGAGCAUUACCUAUUGGGACACGUAUACAUAAUCUUGAGAAGAAUCCCGGUUACCCCUUUCACUUGAUACAUGCCGCUGGCACGUUUGGCACUAUCUUAAGAAAAUUUGAUGAUAAAGUUGUAGUUCAAUUGCCCUCCAAACGUGAAUUUGCAUUUGAUCGAAUAUGUAUGGCCACUGUCGGACGUUUAUCGAAUGUUGAGCAUAACAAGGAGCAUAUUGGCAGCGCCCAGCGCAUGCGUUUAUUGGGCAAUCGUCCACGAUCUGGCUUGUGGAAACGCAAAGAAGGCAAGCAUGGUAGAAAAAUCCGUAGAUUACCACCCAUGUCACUGGCGACGCCACCACCCAAGGCAAAGGAUGAGGUUAUUAAAUUAACACUGCAUUUGUAGAAGCCUUAGAGCGUUGAAGGUGUGAUUAUAUUUUAUUAUAAUAAAUUUCUGUUGAAAAGAGCGUUCUUAAACUAUGCA